This is a messenger RNA of Carica papaya (papaya), 1507 nucleotides long. It is a transcript of the gene PORB, whose product is annotated as protochlorophyllide oxidoreductase B. Gene Ontology annotation, molecular function: protochlorophyllide reductase activity. NCBI's taxonomy places the organism in Eukaryota, Viridiplantae, Streptophyta, Magnoliopsida, Brassicales, Caricaceae. The record is from RefSeq and is a predicted model, not a curated record.
UAUAUAUAUAUAUAUAUACAUCCCUUUUAAUAUCUAAUUGAGAUUCAGACACUCAGCUUCUGCUUUACCUUCUUCAGUGCUGUACUGCGCUGCACUGUGACAAUGGCUCUCCAGGCUGCUGCUGCUGCUCUGGUUCCCUCUGCUUUUUCCAUCCCCAAGGAGGGAAAGUCCAGUGCAUCAUUCAAGGACUCAAGUCUUUUUGGAGUUUCAGUCUCUGAAAAUCUCAAAUCUGACGUUAGGCCUUCUGCAUUGAUAUCCAAUAGGAAAUUUAGUCAAAGAACUAGUUCAGUGAGAGCCCAAACAGCGGCUACUACAACCCCAGGUAUCAGUAAAUCUGCAUUAGAAGGAAAGAAAACACUGAGAAAAGGAAGUGUUAUCAUCACUGGUGCCUCUUCUGGGUUGGGUCUAGCCACGGCCAAGGCACUGGCAGAGACUGGUAAAUGGCAUGUUAUCAUGGCCUGCAGGGAUUUUCUCAAGGCUCAGAGGGCGGCUAAAUCUGCCGGCAUGACCAAGGAAAACUACACUGUGAUGCAUUUGGACCUUGCCUCACUGGACAGUGUCCGGCAAUUUGUCCAGAACUUUAGGCAAUCAGGGAGGCCUCUUGAUGUUUUGGUUUGCAAUGCUGCUGUUUACUUGCCAACUGCUAAGGAUCCUACCUUUACCGCUGAAGGGUUUGAACUUAGUGUUGGGACAAACCAUCUGGGUCACUUCCUACUUUCAAGGUUACUGCUUGAUGACUUGAAACAAUCUGAUUACCCUUCAAAGCGUCUAAUCAUUGUUGGCUCAAUUACAGGGAACACAAAUACCUUGGCUGGGAAUGUACCUCCUAAGGCCAACCUUGGGGAUUUGAGGGGACUUGCAGGAGGCUUAAACGGGCUAAACAGCUCAGCCAUGAUUGAUGGUGGACAUUUUGAUGGUGCCAAGGCCUACAAGGACAGCAAAGUAUGCAACAUGCUCACAAUGCAGGAGUUCCACAGGCGGUAUCAUGAAGAAACUGGCAUCACCUUCACAUCUCUUUACCCUGGUUGCAUUGCCACAACAGGUUUGUUCAGGGAACACAUUCCCUUGUUCAGGCUUCUCUUCCCGCCAUUCCAGAAGUAUAUCACUAAGGGAUUUGUCUCUGAGGAGGAAUCUGGCAAAAGACUAGCUCAGGUUGUAAGCGAUCCAAGCUUGACGAAAUCCGGUGUAUAUUGGAGCUGGAAUAAAGAUUCAGCUUCCUUUGAGAACCAGUUGUCUCAAGAAGCUAGUGAUGCAGACAAGGCAAGGAAAGUGUGGGAGCUGAGCGAGAAGCUUGUUGGGUUGGCCUAAUUCAGAAAGCUUAUGAGGUUCUUGGAAUGUGAUCUUUUCCACCAACAUGGAUUGAUAUUUGCUGAGGGACUACUGAGUCCAUUUGUUAGUGCAGGUUUUGGAUUUCAGAUGCCUUUGUGCUGGUAAACAUUGUUCUAUGUAGGUGUGCGGAUGAGUUUUUGAACCAAUUGACAAAUAAAAUAGUCAACCUUUCACAAAA